Teleopsis dalmanni is the source of this 3220-nucleotide messenger RNA. Its product is annotated as S1 RNA-binding domain-containing protein 1. The transcript is spliced from 13 exons. Gene Ontology annotation, molecular function: structural constituent of ribosome; mRNA binding. NCBI's taxonomy places the organism in Eukaryota, Metazoa, Arthropoda, Insecta, Diptera, Diopsidae. Gene Ontology annotation, biological process: nucleobase-containing compound metabolic process; translation. The record is from RefSeq and is a predicted model, not a curated record. Bases 377 to 3073 code for a protein of 898 amino acids.
AGAUAGUGUGAAUGUAUUAUUCAUGUAAUUUGUGAUUUCUAGUCUUAUUCUACUAUCGAAAUCUUUAUUUUUAUAUUUUUAUACACGUACAACCAAACAGUUCGUGUAUACACAAUUUCAAUCUGCAGAAUAACUCGAAUAUAGCAGGCAUUAAAAAUGAAUGCAAAAAAUUAUACUCAAAAAUUACUCUAGUGUGGUGUUGCCAAUGAAGGUAUUUGUUCAUAUUAAAAUUCAAUAUAACGAAAAUGGUGUAAGAAAUUUUUUUCGUUCAUUGAACAUACAUUGGUUGACGGUGGCUUCAAAAAACUAAAGCAGUAUAAUUUAAUUAAUAAAAUUUGGAUAUUAUUAAAAAAGUGUUAACUGGUCAAAUUUACGAAUGGCUUCUUCACGUCCAAAAAGGCUUGCAGCUCAAAAAGCUAAAACAAUAGUUAUUGAAAUAUCUGAUUCUGAUGAAGAUGUUUUACCAACAAAAAAACAAAGAUAUGAACAAGAUAAUUCAUUUUGUGAACUUGAUUAUGCCCAAAAUAAGCAUGUGAGAUCAAAGAACCGAUGGCCUGAUAAAGAGAAAGAAAAUCUCCAAUCACUUGAAUCUAGCAAAGAAACAGCUAGAAAAAAAGGCGGUAUCACGAAGCAAAAUAAUGAAAUAAAUGGAAAAGAAAUUAAGGAAAUAAACAGCGAUAACAUAUUAAUUAACAACAUUGAUGAUGGAAGUAUAAACCGUAUACCAACUAAUCAUGAACACAAUGAAUUUGCGGGUCAAACUAUAACUCAACAUACGGGUAGAAGUUCUUUUUGGGCUAGACGAAAAGUUUGGAAUGUACAUGAAUUACUAGCUGAAACGGAAUGCAUUGAAUUGAAUGCUGCACAAAAUAUUGUAAAUUUGUUUAACAACGAAAACACUAUACCAUUUAUAUGUCGAUAUAGAAGAGAUUUAGUAAAUGAGAUUAGUCCUGAACGUUUACGUGACAUUAAAAACUCAUACACAGAAAUUUUAAAUUUACGGAAGAAGGCUGAAAAUAUUGUCAAUCAACUCGAAAAAGAUAAUAUAAUUAAUGAAGAAAUACGCAUAGAAAUGAUGUGUGCUAAAUCACCGGAAGAACUAGAGUUCUUGUAUGCACCUUAUAAACCAGCUAAUAAGGGAACACUCGCAGAUAGAGCUAAGGCACUUGGUUUAGAAAAAUGUGCGAAUCAAUUAUUGUUAGGAGAAGGGCCAAAAGUAUAUUUAAGAAACUAUAUUGAUCGUAAUAACAGUAAUUUAGAUGAUGAAAUAAAAGUAGAGGCCGGUAUAAUACAUAUUGUAUCCCAUAUUAUAAGUAAGCAUACUGGCGUUUUAGAGCAACUAAGAAAAUUGCAAAAAUCAACUCAAAUAUUUCUAACAAGUACAAAAUCAAAAACUACUUUAAACAAAAAUACGGAAGCGCCAACAAUUAAAAAGGAUGCAAAAUCUGAUAUAAGUAAAUAUGAAAAUUAUUUCAAUUUUCAGUCUGAUAUAAGACAUAUUAAACCUCAUCAAGUUUUGGCUAUAAAUCGGGGCGAAAAACAAAAAUUUUUAAGUGUUAAAAUAAUAAUUGCUGAAAAUUUUAAAAUAGAAAUAAAACGGUACAUUCAUAGAAUAUUUAUGGAUGAAGGUCUCCAAUAUGAUCUACGUGAUCGGAUUUUUGAAUUGUCAUUUGAAGACUCAUACAACAAAAAAUUACAACUGUUAACAUCGCGACAAAUUCGUGCCGAUUUAAAUGAGACCGCUAAAAAAGCUUCUAUAGAAGUGUUUGCUAAAAAUUUAAAACAACUUCUAUUAUGUGCACCACUAAAAGGCGAAAAGAUAUUGGGUAUAGAUCCUGGAUUUACAAAUGGAUGUAAAUAUGCCAUGAUUUCUGAAACUGCUGAAGUUCUUGAAACUGGUGUUAUGUAUCUGCACACGAGAAAUAAAGAUCCUGCGAUAUAUGCUGAACAGUUAACGAAAUUGUUAACAAAACAUAAUUGCAAAGUUAUUGCAUUAGGUAACGGAACUGCUUGUCGUGAAACAGAGGAGUGGCUUUCAAAAUUAAUUUGCCAUAAUAUAUUAGAUCCAAGAUUUAUACGUUACAGCAUAGUGUCAGAACAAGGUGCUUCUAUUUAUUCUUGUAGUGAAAUUGCCAAGAAAGAGUUUCCAAAAAUGGAUGUUAACCAAAUAAGUGCUGUUUCCAUUGCAAGAAGACUAAAUGAUCCAUUAAGCGAGUACGUAAAAAUUGAACCACGUCAUAUUGGGGUCGGUAUGUACCAACAUGAUAUUAAUGAGAAAGCACUAACAGGCUCCCUCAACGAAGUUGUUAGUGAAUGUGUUAGUUAUGUUGGUGUUGAUAUUAAUACUGCCAGUAUCAGUGUUUUAAAGCAUAUUGCUGGAUUGGGCGAUAAGAAAGCUCAAAAAAUAAUAGAUCAUCGCCUUAAAAACGGACCAUUUAAAACAAGAGAGGACUUGUUACAAGUAAAGCUAAUAGGUGCGAAGACGUUUCAACAGUGUGCUGGAUUUGUACGUAUAGAACCCCUUAGUGUUGGUGGAAAUGUUCAGAAUUUAUUGGACUGCACAUGGGUUCAUCCAGAAAGUUACAAUAUAGCAAAAAAAAUAAUAUCUAUUUGCAAAUUAAAUUUAAAAGAUAUUGGUAAACCGAGUUUUAUAGAAAAAAUCAAAGAUUAUGAAAAAUCCAAUAAUCUCAAAGAAUUGUCAAAUGACUUUAAAAUUCCAAUUGAAAGAUUGGAAAUUGUAUUUGUUGCUUUAAAACGUAACUUGCUACAGGAUUAUCGCCAAGAUUUAAAUAAAGGACCGCUUUUUAAACAAGGAAUUAAAAAUUUUAAAGAUCUAUCGAUUGGGGAUGUGGUAACAGGUGCUGUAACGAAUAUUACUCAUUUUGGAGCAUUUGUUGAUGUUGGUGUAGAACGCAAUGGACUAAUACACAUAAGCAAAAUGCGUAACAUAAAUUUAAAUAUUGGAGAUCGCGUAACAACUUCAAUACAUCAGAUAGAUUUUCAAAAAGGGCGUUUAGGUUUAAGACUAGAAAAAGUAUUAGCAGAUAUUGAUCUGCUAAGUUUACCUGAGUAACUGUAGCUACUUAGCUUCUUUAUUAGAUAUCAGCCCAUUUAGGCUAUGUCGUCAGCCUAGCCAGUUGUAUUUCUUUAUCUGUGCAUUUUAUUACAAGAUUACAAAUGUAUAAUAUUAAUUUUGGAAGUAUUUAUUGAGUUUUUCUGG